GAUGAAAGAAAGAGUUCUUCGUUUUCCUUGUUUUGUUUUGUUUGGAUUUGAAAGUUUAAAAAGGUUUGUGUACUGUUGUGUUUGUGUUGUGGUUAGUGAAAAGGAAAGGAAUUGAAUAUAAUAUUUUUAACAACCAAUAAUGGAUAUCUUUUUUAGCAUUUUUUGUUGUAAUAUCACGGGAUUUGUUAACUCUGUUUGAACCCAGAAACUAAUCUUGAUUUACAAAUAAAUUAUUGUUCGUCUUUUAACUUAUUUGAAGUACCCUUCUUUUUAUUUCUCUCCUUUAUAGCUUCCUUGUCGGCUCCGAUUUCCCCCAAUUCAUUUUCUUUCUGAUGGAAAUUCCCAAAUUGAAUCCGUCUUCUACUCAUCGGGAACUUAAUCCAUCGGAAGAAACGAGAAAUUCCCAGAAAAUUUCAGUUUGUAGUCAAUCAAACGGUGUGCAUUACUCCACCAAUUCCGAUAGCUUCGUCAUCGAUAUGAAUGGCUUCUCCUCCAAUGGCGGAACUAAAGAAUCCACCACAAAUCCCAGAAUUACAUUGCAGAGAAAUUCAUCCAGAAAAGGGCCUCAGCGUGGCGGCGACAAGAUGAUUGCUAACAAUUCCGCUCCUAUAGAUAGAGAUUCAUCAUCUCCAACAGUUGGAGCUACCAUGGCAGAAAAAGCAGCCGGGCCGGCGGCGGCAGUGGCAGUGGGGUCUCAACAAGACCAUUUAGGAGUUCCUCAAGUUCAUCAUCAGAUCACUAUAACCACCGGCAACACGGCAGCGCCGGUUGAACGAGCCAUUCUUAGAAGAAACAGUUUCAGAAGGCCUCCAUCUUCUUGGAUGUUGGAUCCUAAGAAAGUUCUUCUCUUGUUUGCCACUGUGUCAUGUAUAGGAAGUAUGGUGCUGAUAUAUUUCACAUUAGCUAUCGGGAAACCCAACGCCGAGCAACGGGGGUUUGAUUAAUUAUAACCAAUGGCAGGAAAAGCAAGAACGAGAAUAACAACAACACAAUACAGAGAGUUGAAGAUGAUUUGAGAUGUGUUUGUACACAGAGAUAGAGACUGGUGUGAGAAAGACCAAAAGAGCAGAUUAAAAAGCAAGAGAGCACCACAGGUUUUCUUAUGGCCGCUGGGGCUCGGAUGCCGGCACGUUUACAACAGUUUAGGAAUGGAAGAAAUUGACAAAGUAGAAUAUGACAAAGGAAUGGAAUCUUUACUUUUCUUUUUGUUCUCUUUUGUUAAUUACCAAAAAUUGACAGAUGAAAGAAUUCAGAUCAGAAACGUGGUUUUGCCUUUUAAUAAUGUGUGUUAAGGAUUUCUCUCCACCUGAUAGAUUAAUGGAGGGUGGUUGAGUGGUUGAGUGGCGAUUGAUCUAAUUACUCUUCAAAUACUUUUACAAUCUCCUUUUUCCUCCAAUAUUCUUUGUUUAUAAAAAGUGCCAUUCCUUUGUAUUCUGUGGCUUCCAUGUGAGCAAGAAGAGUGGGUUAGCAGUCCUACAAACAGAAAGUGUAUUUGGAUGUACUCAAUGCAUGCGCACUUGAAGAUUUUCCAACA
Messenger RNA from Cucumis sativus (cucumber), 1534 nucleotides. RefSeq lists its product as uncharacterized. The coding region runs from base 333 to 944 and encodes 203 amino acids. Lineage: Eukaryota; Viridiplantae; Streptophyta; Magnoliopsida; Cucurbitales; Cucurbitaceae. The record is from RefSeq and is a predicted model, not a curated record. The transcript is spliced from 5 exons.